Magnolia sinica is the source of this 916-nucleotide messenger RNA. Its product is annotated as glutathione S-transferase F13-like. Gene Ontology annotation, cellular component: cytoplasm. Bases 89 to 739 code for a protein of 216 amino acids. The transcript is spliced from 4 exons. Gene Ontology annotation, molecular function: glutathione transferase activity; glutathione binding. The record is from RefSeq and is a predicted model, not a curated record. NCBI's taxonomy places the organism in Eukaryota, Viridiplantae, Streptophyta, Magnoliopsida, Magnoliales, Magnoliaceae.
GACGCUUGAAUUUUCAUAACACUGAGAGAGCGAGAGAAGGACGGAUAUACACCGUUUCAUCUGUGUAUCUACCACCUCCUCAAGAGAAAUGGCACUCAAGUUACACGGUGAAUCCAUUUCCACGUGCACCUCACGUGCUAUGUUUUGUCUACAUGAGAAAGGCGUCGAUUUCGAGCUGGUUCCGGUCAAUCUCAUGGUCGGAGAGCACAAGCAGCCUCCCUACCUCGCCACCAAAAACCCGUUCGGUCAGAUCCCCGCAUUCGAGGACGGCGAUCUUACUCUCUUUGAAUCACGCGCAAUCAGUAGGUACAUAGCGACCAAGUACAAAGCGCAGGGUACAGAUCUUCUGAGACAAGACAACCUCAAGGAAUUUGGAUUAGUUGAGGUGUGGUUGGAAGUGGAAUCCCAGGCAUUCAAUCCUCCAAUCUCAGCCAUUGUUUAUCAGAUCUCCAUCAGUCCAAUGCUUGGCGGGACCACCAAUGACCAGGUGGUGGAGGCGAAUGUAGAGAAGCUAGCCAAGGUUCUUGAUAUCUAUGAAGAGAGGCUGUCUAAAAGCAAGUACUUAGCUGGGGAUUUCUUCAGUUUAGCUGAUCUGCAUCACAUCCCAUACAUGCAUUACUUCAUGAGGACUCCUAAAGCUUCUCUCGUUACCUCACGCCCGCAUGUGAAGGCCUGGUGGGACAGCAUUUCAUCGCGGCCCGCCAUCAAGAAAGUCACGGCGGGUAUGAACUUUGCAUGAACGGAUUAGAUUUUGAAGGGUGGUUUUCGGAUUGAAAUAAAAGGAUGAGGAUAUCAUCCUUAUAGUUACAUUUUCAUCUAUUGGAUUAGAUAUUAAUAUCUGUUUUCUUAGAGUUAUUAUCUACUGUAAUACAGCAUUUUCGUUGAUUAUAUUGCUCACAAGUGUUGAUGGUGUGGA